AUGACUGUCGGCUGUGCAGUCAGCACAGGUGUACCAUGGCAUCCUGGGAAACAGGGCUAUUAUGAGAAUUUCAGCAACGAACCUGCUGCUGAAGCGGCCUCAAAGUUUGAGCAGGCGAAAGCGUCUUCAACACAAGGGCCGGAGUUCGAUGCAUCUCAGGCUCUUCAGCCUGGUCCGUCAUAUUGGUGCAGCGCUGGGCAUCAUCCCGACGAUGAACAAGUUACGUGGAGCGCAACCAUGGAAGCCCCAACAGUUCUCCGUGGUUUACGAGUCGCAUGGGCGUAUUCCCCCGAGCUGGUUCAAGUGUCAGUGUCUUCAGAUGGUAGAAACUGGGUUGUUGCAAGCCCUUUCAAGAGAACCCCUAGUAAUGACGUGGCAUUCAAUGAGGACUUAUUCUUUGACCAUCCACACACUGUGAAAGCAGUCAUGAUAACAAUGCGGAAAUGCCUACAUGAUUACUUCGGUAUCAGCGAAAUAACACCGAUCGAAACAGGAGAGCCGCUGUUGAUGAUUGUCAGCGGAAUUACGAGCAAAGAGGAGAUGUGCCUCCAGGUAGAAGGUGGUGCAUACAACAAGGAAGGCGCUCACGUUGUGCUGGAUGCUUGCAGCCGAGCAAUCGCAGCUGGUGAUGGACGAGAAAUAUGGGUCCACAACAUGAACAACCAGAUUGUAUCCAUGAGAAGCAACCCGAAAAAGUGUAUCACGCUUCAGGAUGGAAAGAUCGAGGAUAACGGUGUACUCGUAUUAACCGACUGCAUCACGGCGCUCGAAGAGGGCGACGGCCGAUCAACAUGGACAGCCGAGCCGAAUUCCCAGCUUCGUCUCGGGAAAGCAGGGUUUUAUUGCAUGACGCAGAACAAUGUACACGGCUCUGAACCGGGAACAGGAGACAUCGCCACAUCCUUUGGAGCCUCUGCCAUGUGUGAUAGUUCAGCCGGUGCAGGCCAUGACCCUGCUAUGGCACUGGACCGAGAUGUGAACACCUUUUGGGCUUCUGGAUCGUUUCCUGAUGCUGAAGAGCACCUCGUCGCUUUCGAUAUUAACCUGGGAAAGGCCGCACGUCUUGCUGCUCUUCGUAUCGACUGGGAAUAUCCUGCCCUGGGUUACAAAGUGCAGGUCAGCACCGACGGGAAAGACUUCAGCGAUAUGAUAGAAACGGAGGCAAAUCCCUCCAAUGUGACGCUCGACAUGCUGCCUGGGCCGACGGCUCAGCACGUGCGAAUAUUAAUGACGCAUCCGCACACAACAAAUGGGAAAGUGGGGGACGAAUACGUGUAUGGAAUUCGAGAGGUCUUUGCUUUGGCUAGCCGCCUUGAAACCGGUGUGGCAGAUUGCAAGGAAGCGGCAAACACGGAUGACGCUCGAGACAAAUAUUUCCUGCUGCCUAUUCAUGAAUUCGACUUGGAAAUCGCCGAGAAAAUGCAAUCAUUAGAGGAAGACGUCUUAUCACGCUCGAAGACUCUGAGCAAAAAAUCGAAGGAGCUCAUGUCAGGAAUGACAAGAGCUCACACUUGUGUGGCGGAAAAGGAGGAAUUCACCAAAAGAAUUGAAGCAUUGAAGGAAACUACAUCUUCAGUUAAACGGGAACUCCUUACCCUAUCCCAUGGUUCGGCCGGUGUGGUACAGGAGCUUGGGUUUCUUCCAGGCGAUUCCCCAGACAAUCCGGCUGAGGACUGUUUUGAGGCGAGAAACAGCGAUCCUGAUGCUCCGUCCGGGUUCUACUGGAUCCUUCCCCGCUGCGCGCCUCACCCCCUUCGAGCUUUUUGUGACAUGAAGACCAAUACUUCGAUGUACUUUUGGAAGAAUCAUGGUGGUGGCGCAGGGAAUAGCUCAAAAGUUCAUUCUCUGUCGUCACUCCGUUUACGUUGCGCGGAGCAUGGUCUGGAGCCGUUGGUGGUGAACUCCCCUGAGCAGCUUAGUGCCCUCCGCGUAGCGCUCAAGCAGAUUGGCAAGUUCAGAUCAAUUGCAAUGACAAAGCAGGAGGAGUACAAAAUCUAAAUCGCUGCAGGACUUAGCGAUGAAGAGAAUGGAGUUGUGCCUUUGGCGCAGGAUGUGGGCUGCUUGGAAGGAAAGUGUACAGGCACAUACAUGGAUCUUUUUUCCGGCGCGACGGACUUGACCUCUCUGCUGGGAGAAGGCGCAACUUCGAAUGACAGCCCUGUUGUAUCUCCCACAGUGGGCCUACGUCUGCCUGGGGCACAUACAACCUAUUUCAACUUGGAGACAGCAAAUAUCGCGGCAGUAGUCUGCUCAACAAAUGCAGUACAAGGACAGACGGCUCUACCGCACAUCGAUAUCGGUUGUGAAACCGUGGCCGCACAGCACCCCGCCUUUUUUGGCAUAGCGAAUACUAACGUGGUCGUCGAGUGCCCACCGGGUUGUGCCGACGCCGUGUCACUGUCUGUCUAUGGCACUGAUGGAGUUUACUCCGAUUUGAGUUCCAUCUGCAGAUCAGCAAUCCAUGCUGGCGUAAUAAAGUCUGGAGGGAUUGUCAGCGUUUCCCUGGAAAGCAGCCUGCCGGCCUACCAGGGGUCAAUCAGCAACGGGAUCAAGUCUGAGCCUCUCAACACCCCCAAUACAAUUGAACUACGCAACGAAAUCCAGGGGGCAGAACCUAUUGCAGGACUGCCUAGCAAAAGACGGGGCAGAGUGACACGUAGCAUUCGGAUAGUACCUGUUGCAAAGGACUGCCCAAUAGAGAGCCUUUCGUCUCUCGCAACCUCCUUUCUAGAGCUCGAGUCCUACAGUCGACUGAGUUCUGCAACCACAGAGACACCACACGAAAAGGCCGAGGACGUCUUGAUUGAUCCAGCGAUUGCCGCGAUGAUGAACAACGUACUGCAAGCUAUGGAUGAGGUGCAUGGGCUCGACCCCGUAUAUGUCUUUGGGGCACAGAGCAGCGCUGCUGAAGCUGUUUCGAGCCUAGAGGAGGUUCUGAAGCCUGCUGAUGUACUUCAGAAGAAAACAUUUACCGAGACGAGCAACCUGCUUCUGGAGGCCGAGGGUGUGGCAUCCACCCUGCUGAACGCUUCAGGAUCCGUUUCGAACAAACUGGAUGGUCUGGUUUCUCAGCUGGAGAAAGUGGAACGGCAGCGGCUGAGUCAAAUCGGAUUCGAGUCCUUCGCCCUCAAUUACACACGAGACGCUUUUCAUGAGGUGUUUGAAGUGUUUGAUAGUCUCAGAACGGCAGGUGGACCCAGCCACUGGGGAUACGCGGAAAAAGAGUUAGAUGGAAGGAAGAUAACAAUUGGGCAAACCUCUGAUGUGAAAGGGAAGAGGCCGACCGACGGUACCUUUGCUUUUCUCAAGGGGCACAGUUUUUUCGAUGGAGUUAUUCAUGCGGAUUUCUAUGCGUUUGACAAGGGAACAGUCGGAGUUGCAUUCCGGCUGCGCGAUCCCCAAAACACUUUUCUUCUUUGCUUUAAUGGCGAACAAAACAGCAUCCAGCUGUUCCGCGUAGAGGAUGGGGAAUCCUUUCUUCUGGCGCAAACAGAGGGAGUCCCCGCGUACAGAGAGAGCGCCUGGAAUCGCGUGCGGAUUGAAAUGCACCAAGGCCGCAUAAAGGUUGCAGUCGAAGACACCACACAAAUCUGGCAGUCAUUGAUUGAUGUUUUCGACGAGCGAUUUCUCUCCGGGACAGUUGGUCUCUUUGUUUCGGGUGUAAAACGGGGGGUCUUCUUCGACGGCGUUCGAGUGGAUGCAGCCGAAUGCUCCUCAAUUAAAAGCGAAGGAACUUCUACGGAAGAAGCCCAAGAGUGUUUUCAAGCCGUUCAUCCACUAGAACGACAACAAGAGUGCUCUUUGAUGGAUCAAAACAACGAGACCGAGAAAUGCGCAGCCAACUUUUGCACACGCUGCUGCAGCAACAGCACAGUGCUAUUGGGAGCUGCAGAGCGACAUCAGUGCUUACACCAAUGCAGAAAAAACGAAACUCAGGCGACUGAACUGCGUGUACACGUUGACAAAAUGCUGGAGGAUUGCACAGAUGUGCAGGGAGACGGAUUCGCCCACUGCAAACAGGGGGACGUCGCCUGUGAGCGGCAAGCCUGCGCGUUCUGCUGCGAAAGUAGUGACAAGGGAGAAGAACUGCGGGCAGAGUUGCUGGUGCACGUUCGGAAAAAUAGAGCUAAGGAAAUCAAGGCAUGUCAACAGAACUGCCAAAAUCUUGGUAUAUUGGAUACAUCAGUCCCUGCCGUCGUCUCAAACUGA
This is a messenger RNA of Cyclospora cayetanensis, 4209 nucleotides long. RefSeq lists its product as uncharacterized. The record is from RefSeq and is a predicted model, not a curated record. The transcript has 23 exons. NCBI's taxonomy places the organism in Eukaryota, Apicomplexa, Conoidasida, Eucoccidiorida, Eimeriidae.